This is a messenger RNA of Mucor velutinosus, 951 nucleotides long. RefSeq lists its product as uncharacterized. Gene Ontology annotation, molecular function: DNA-7-methylguanine glycosylase activity; DNA-3-methyladenine glycosylase activity; alkylated DNA binding. The record is from RefSeq and is a predicted model, not a curated record. The transcript has 6 exons. The coding region runs from base 1 to 951 and encodes 316 amino acids. Gene Ontology annotation, biological process: DNA alkylation repair; base-excision repair, AP site formation; base-excision repair. Lineage: Eukaryota; Fungi; Mucoromycota; Mucoromycetes; Mucorales; Mucoraceae. Gene Ontology annotation, cellular component: nucleus; protein-DNA complex.
AUGUCUGUCACUACGACAAUUCGUAAAAGUGGAAGACUUGCUUCCAAAACGGCAAUACCCUACAAGGAAAAGAAGAUCCCCAAACUAUCAAAAACUCGAAUCUCCAAGAAAGUCGUAGUUCAAAAGAGCCAGACAGUAUCAAGCAUUACCAAGAUCAAUGAAAAGACUCAAAAGAUCAAGGUAGGCAAGAUCAAGGUUGAGAAAAAAGCAAAGAUUCCCGCAUUUUCAAAUGCUCCAUCUGCUUCCUACGUUCUCUCAGAUGGAGAUCAUUUGGAAAAGGCCAUUGCGCAUUUCAAACAGCAUGAUCCCAAAUUAGCCUCUUACCUGAAUGAGGACACAGUAGAAAAUUUCAGGAAACGGAUUGCCAGAAAGCGCGGAGUGGAUCCUUUCCGAACGCUUGCAGGCGGCAUCAUCUAUCAACAAAUACACGGAAAAGCCGCUGCUUCUAUCGAAGCUCGGUUCAUCAAGCUUUUUGAUACCUCAGAUACCCCAAAGUACCCUUCUCCAGAUGAUGUUUUGUCAAAAUCAAUUGAGGAAUUGAAGAGCGCUGGCUUGUCUGCUAGAAAGGCCGAGUAUAUACAAUGUCUUGCCCAAAAGUUCAAUGACAAGACAAUUACCCCUGAAAAUUUCGUCAAUAUGACUGAUGAAGAAAUUGGCGAGCAAUUGAUUAAAGUCAAAGGCAUUGGCCAGUGGACCGUUGACAUGUUUCUCAUGCAAGAGCUGGGACAUUCGGACAUCAUGCCUUUAGGAGACUUGGGUGUUCGUAAAGGUGUCGCUCAACAUUUUAACCUUGCUAUGCCGUCUGACAAAAAAAAGGUCUUUCCGUUGCCUCAUCAUAUGGUUGAACUGACGGAUAUCUGGAGACCCUAUAGGACAUUGGGCUCCUGGCUCAUGUGGAGGCUUUUGGAUAUCAAGGUUACUGGAGAUACGAUCGAGGAAGAAGGUGCUUAG